Molecule: messenger RNA, 704 nt
Organism: Hyaloscypha bicolor E
Lineage: Eukaryota; Fungi; Ascomycota; Leotiomycetes; Helotiales; Hyaloscyphaceae
Exons: 3
Coding region: 1-654 (217 amino acids)
Source: RefSeq, a predicted model, not a curated record
AUGUCUGAAGGAAGAGUCAAUUUAUCUCCUGAAGAAAUGAACACCGAGGUGGAUGAGGCACUAUUUCUUGAUGAGGCUCUUGUGGAGAGCCCACGCAGGGCUUCGGCCGAGAGGACCAUGGCGUCCCGCCCCCGGACAUACGGCCUCACUUCUGAGUUAGUCAGAGCCGACGACCUAGCAUUCGAGACAGGCCCGGGUGAUACUGAAGAAAGGCAGUAUCACUUCACAACAACAUCCGACGGAAGUGCUGCACAGGUGAUUACAACCAACACUUCUGUUCACAUAAUCCCUAUUGAUAGGAGUUAUCAUCGGGAGAAUCAGGGUCGGGAGGGGAAGCCUCUAUACGACGUCACCCAGAACGGCCUCAAGUUCAAGGGCAAUGUCAAGAGCAUCAAGUUCAUGAUAAACCAAGCUACGUCGAGGCCAGACCCGUACGUUUCUGGAAAUUCGCAGUCACAAGGCCAGGGGAAGCAGGACUGCGGAUUUGUCAACCAGGCUGGGGCGCUGUUUUUUCAAUCAGUUUCCGAUUCCGAAGGCGAAGUGAGGCAAUCUGUGACAGGGAAAGACAUUUUUAAAAUCAAACAGGCUGCGGUAGAAGUUGAGGGCGAGGCCACUAAAUUUUUCUUCAACACUAUUGACCAACGCGUCUUUUAGAAAUUCCAUAGCACAUUCGGUUCUUGUAACUCAAUAUCUUGAUAAUCAGA